This is a messenger RNA of Histoplasma capsulatum G186AR, 2238 nucleotides long. RefSeq names its product DnaJ domain-containing protein. The transcript has 3 exons. The record is from RefSeq and is a predicted model, not a curated record. Gene Ontology annotation, molecular function: protein binding. Lineage: Eukaryota; Fungi; Ascomycota; Eurotiomycetes; Onygenales; Ajellomycetaceae. Bases 1 to 2238 code for a protein of 745 amino acids.
AUGGUUCUCACAAAACUUUUCUCCUCCUCCAAAAAAUCCCCCGACAAGAAAAAGCACCACAAGCCUUCCGCCAGCAACGGGUCAGACCUAUCCGACCUUCAGCUCCACGAUUCUCAACAUCCGCCCGCUUUGGUCCGUGCUGCCUCCUCCGACCGACACACCGAUUCUUCCUUGGACGUUGCCUCCAAAAACCACCAGUCCUCACAACAGCUCUCCACAUUCAGCACCGCCAACAACUACAGUAACCAUAGCAAAAACAAGUCAUCCUCCUCCCAUCGCCUUGGCUCCUCCCGCCAAUCCCCCUCUAAGUCCUCUUCCAAACCGCAGCGGGACCCGAAACACAAAAGCCGCCGGGUUGCCUCGACGCCCUCGGAUAGCCCUACCAAGCAUAAAUCUAAGAGUUCGUCCUCCCGCUUCGCCUACGAUCGGGACUCCCACCCAUUGAAUCUGCCCCCGGACGAGCUCCGUCGUCUAUCCGCCAUGGCAGCUGGGAGAGACGAUAGUCGCAGCUCCAUGGAUGUUGAGCAACCGGAUGCGGUGACCUCCCCUGCUGCGACCAACGCCGCCCCCUCCCCUUCCGCCUUCUCUACCCCCACUCGGCAGGACUCCCCUGCCUCAUCUGCGGGCAUGCAGUCAAAUGGUGUCCAUUCCGAUACGGCGGAGCGAAGCCCCACCCCUCCCCCGCAUAAUGUCACGUCAAGUGCGCCACAACCUGCACCCCCCGCUGUUGAUGCGGAGGCGUGCAAGUUAGCCGGGAAUAAGUUUUUCAAGGCUGGUGAUUAUCAGAAAGCCAUCCAGGAGUAUACGAAGGCGGUCGAGGCCCAACCGUCGUCAUCAACGUAUCUUUCAAACCGAGCGGCUGCCUACAUAUCCGCACAUCUCUACCAUGAAGCCCUGGAAGAUGCUAAACUGGCUGAUGAGUUGGAACCUGGCAACCAGAAAAUCAUGCACAGAUUAGCAAGAAUUUACACUAGUCUUGGUCGUCCCACAGAGGCAUUAUCCAUCUAUUCACAGAUCCAACCACCAGUUACCGCGAAGGAUAAAGGCCCUGCGGAGACAAUGUUACAUCAUGUCACCCAGGCAGAAGGUUCUCUACGGGAUGAUAGAGGAGGCUCUAUGACGUUAUAUUGCCUGGAUCAGGCCGUAAAGGGGCUAGGAUUUGGCGUGACUCAACCGCGCAAAUGGAGACUGAUGCGAGUGGAAGCGUAUCUAAAGAUGGGAAAUGUUAAUUCAUUGGGUGAUGCUCAAAAUAUCGUCAUGUCCAUGUUACGAGAUAACAAUCAGGAUCCGGAUGCGUUAUUACUCCGAGGCCGACUAUUUUACGCCCAAGGAGAGAACGAGCAGGCAAUCAAACACUUUAAACUCGCUCUGAGCCUAGAUCCGGACUCCACACAGGCGAUCCGAUAUCUCCGCAUGGUGCAGAAACUCCUCCGAAUGAAAGAUGAAGGAAACGCAGCUUUCAAGUCGAGAAAAUACCAAGAAGCUAUCGAUCUGUACACUAAGGCCCUGGAAGUUGACCCCAAAAAUAAGGAUAUCAACUCCAAACUGCUCCAGAACCGUGCCCAGGCCUAUCUUAACCUUAGCAUCUACGACAAAGCAAUUGAAGACUGCACAAGUGCGCUCAAACUUGAUCCUGCAUACGUAAAGGCGCAACGGGUGCGGGCAAAGGCGUACGGAGCCGCGGGCAACUGGGAGGAAGCAUCGCGUGAAUUCAAAAAGAUUGCGGAGGCUAAUCCCAACGAAAAGGGUAUUCAGGAAGAAGUUCGAAAUGCAGAGUUUGAGCUUAAGAAGAGCCAGCGGAAAGAUUACUAUAAGAUUCUUGGCGUCGAUAAGAACGCGACGGAGCAGGAGAUUAAGAAAGCGUAUAGGAAGAUGGCGAUUCAACAUCAUCCGGAUAAGAACCUUGAUGGCGAUAAGGGAGAUACACAGUUUAAGGAGAUUGGAGAGGCGUAUGAAAUUUUGAGUGAUCCUCAGAAACGUGCCAGCUAUGACAAUGGUGAUGACCUCUUAGACCCUACGGACAUAUUCGCGCGUGGUGGCGGUGCCUCCUUCGCGCACAUGGGUGGCAUGGGCGGUAUGGGAGGUAUGGGAGGCAUGGGUGGAAUGGGAGGUAUGGGCGGCGGGCAGAAUAUCCAUAUCGACCCCAACAUCCUAUUUAAUAUGAUGAACGGGGGCGGUUUUGCGCGGGGUGGCGGCCAAAAUCCAUUCGAGAGCUCCUACCACCAACACGGAUGGUAA